Molecule: messenger RNA, 2238 nt
Organism: Candidozyma auris
Lineage: Eukaryota; Fungi; Ascomycota; Pichiomycetes; Serinales; Metschnikowiaceae
Gene: NOC2
Product: mRNA-binding ribosome synthesis protein NOC2
Exons: 1
Coding region: 1-2238 (745 amino acids)
Biological process (GO): ribosomal large subunit biogenesis
Cellular component (GO): Noc1p-Noc2p complex; Noc2p-Noc3p complex; nucleoplasm
Source: RefSeq, a predicted model, not a curated record
AUGGCUAAAACUUCGAAGGCUACGAAAAAGUUUCAAAGCAAGCAUUUGAAGCACACCAUCGACCACCGUCGGAAAGUGCAAAAGCACAACAAACUUAAGGUUAAGAAAAGUAAAAAUAGCGGUGCUGAUGAGGCCCCCCCACCAGAAAAGAAAUCCACCAGACCAGUCUUCGAUGACAUGUCUGUAGAAGAAUUCUUCGAAGAAGGGUUUCAAGUGCCUGAACCACAGAAGAGCUCCAAAAAGAAGGAAGAAUCUGAUGACAGCUCAGAAGAUCUUUCCGAGGAUAUUGACUUGGAUGACUCUGAGGGGGAAGCAGAAGCAGCAGCAGCAGAUUCUGAUGAUGACGAUUCAUCAGAGGAGGAGAAUGAAGAGCAAUUAAAAGAUGAUUUGGAGAAAUUGGCAGAAAAGGACCCGGAAUUUUACAAGUAUUUGCAGAAGAACGACAAGGAGCUUUUGGACUUCGAGGGUGUGAACCCUAUGGAUGCGGUGAGCGAUGACGAGGAUGAUGAAAACGAAGAUGAAUCGGAAGGUGAAGACAGCGAGGAAAAACCAAGGAAGAGCGAGGCCAAAGCAAAACAAAAAAAAGUUGAUAUCACAAAAGACCUUCUUGUGUCUUGGGACAAGGACUUAAAGGAGCCUACUGUCAAGACGAUUCAGCACGUUCUGGCUGCUUUUAAAGCUGGUGUCAACAUAAACUCUUCUGAAGGGUAUGAUGGUCGUUACACCGUUUCCGACGGUGCCAUCUUUGCCGACUUAAUGUUUAUUGGGUUGAGACGUAUACCCGAGGCAAUACAGAAAUUGGCCCCGUACAAGGUUAAUUCCAAGGGCAACAGGAGUUUGGAUGAAAAGAACGGAAAAACGAACAUGAUUUCAAAAAUUUUGAAAAGUCAGUCUGCUUCAUACAUCACCCUUCUAGAGGACAUCAACAAUACAGAGACAGCUGCCUUAGUGUUAAGCUCUCUACAGGAUGUCUUACCAUACUACCUCUCGUACAGAAAGAUCCUCAAGCGUAUCUACACUGCUGUUGUGGAUGUCUGGGCCACUAUAACUCACCUUGAGACACAGAUUGCCGCCUACGCCUUCAUGAACAACUCCGCGAGAGAGUUCCCUAAAGCUGUGUUGGAGAUCAUCCUCAGACAGACCUAUUCAAGCUUCUUGAAAGCAUGCAGAAAGACAAAUAUUCACACAAUGGACUUAAUAAACUUUGCAAAGAACUCCGCAGCUGAGUUGUUUGGUAUCAAUGAGCUGUUGUCUUAUCAGGUGGGCUUUGAGUUUGUGCGUCAGCUUGCGAUCCACUUGCGUACUACAAUCACGAAUACAAGUAAGCGUCUGGCUAACUCCGAAAACAAAGAAGCUUAUAAAAUCAUAUAUAACUGGCAGUAUUGUCACUCCUUGGACUUUUGGUCCAGAGUUGUGUCCGCAAACUGCAAUCCUGAGGUCGAAGAGGUGAGGCAUAAGAAUAAAGAGUCCCCAUUGAGGGCCUUGAUCUAUCCUUUAGUUCAGGUUACCUUGGGAACUAUCAGGUUGAUUCCUACUCCCCAGUUUUUCCCAUUGAGAUUCUACUUGAUUCGUUCCUUGAUCAGAAUCUCUCAGAACACUGGUGUCUACAUCCCAAUCUUUCCACUCAUUGUUGAAAUUUUGACUUCCAGCAUCUUUAAAAAGCCUGCAAAGGCUGAGAACUUGCCCGUCUUUGACUUCGAGCACAACAUCAAAGCCAAUCAGCAAUACUUGAACACUAAGGUGUUCCAAGAGGGUGUAUGCGAGCAAUUCAUCGACUUGUGCAGCGAGUUCUUUGUCUUGUAUUGUAAGAGCGUUGCAUUCCCUGAGCUAAUCACACCUCCUGUUAUUGGUCUCAGGCGUUUCAUGAAGAAAUCCAAGCUCAUCAAGUUCAACAAGCAGAUUCAACAGCUCGUUGAGAAGUUGACUUCCAAUGCUAAUCUUAUAACUGAGAAGAGAUCGAAGAUUCAGUACGGCCCAUCAAAUAAGAGUGAGGUUCGUUCUUUCAUGAAGGAUGUUAAGUGGGAAGACACGCCGUUGGGACAGUAUGUUGUUGUUCACAGAAGAAAUAGAGAAGAAAAGUUGAGAAUAUUGAAGGAAGCUGCAGCUGAAGAGGAGAACGCCCAAAAGAAUGCCAAGUCUAAGGAUGUCGAAAUGGAAGAUGCAUUGGAAUCCUCAGAGGACGAUGAAGAGGCUCGUGAAAAUGACGAUGAUGAUGUUGAAGUUUCUGACGACGAAUAA